AACGCUUCUUUCAAAAGCAGCAACAGUUCGUCAGACACCUCCGUAGCUUGAUAGACAAAAUAGACGAACCAAUAAAGCUCUUUAGUCGCUUUAGUGUAUAUUUAACACUGUGUUUUAAACACACUUCUGUCGUCUACUAAGUUAUCCGAUUUAAUUUCAUAUUUACGGUGUUGUUAUUGGUCAUCUAGUUAAGUUAAGUUUUAUUAAGUUAGCAUUAGCCUAGCUAGCUAAUAUCCCCGACCAUGAGUUCACUAAGCUACUCUCCUCCUGUAAAAGAAGAGGAGGUCUGCUGGACGGAGGAAGAAGCUCUGGUGAAAGAGGAAGAGAAAGAUGUUACAAUAGAAAAACAAGUAGAGGGCGAGGCUGCUACAGUGAAAGAAGAAGAGAAAGACGUUUCAGUGAAAGAAGAGGAAGACUCGUUCAGAGUGAAAGAGGAGGAGGAUGUUACAGUAAAAGAAGAGGAGGAUGCAGUUUUUGGAGUGAAAGAGGAGGAGAGGGAGAUGACUGUUACAUCGAAAAAAGAGGAGGAGGAGGAAGAGGAGGAAACUGGAUAUCUGGGCCCGGUUUCCCAAAGUCAUCUUAAGGCAUCCAAUGGUUCUAACGAUGAACUUAACCGUGAAAUGGUUUUGAGAAACCGUUCCCUGAUUAACACUAGAGAGAGACGUGACUCUUGUGGAUUCUCUGGGGAGCCUCACAAACAUCAUGAAGCUGACGAGGCAGAGAAGAGUCUCUCCACAUCAGAACACCUCAAGAAACACCAGCGGAAACCCACAGGGAAGAAAUCUCACCGCUGCUCUGUCUGUGGGAAGAGUUACUCAAGAUCAGAUUCACUGAAGGCACACCAGAGAAUUCACACAGGGAAGAAGUCUCACCACUGCUCUGACUGUGGGAAGACUUACUCAAGAUCAGAUUCACUAAAAGUACACCAGAAAAAAACACAUUGGAGAGAAACCUCACUGCUGCUCUAAUUGUGGGAAGAGUUGCACCUCUUUAGCAACCCUAAAAAUACAUCAGAGAAUCCAUAGAAGAGAAAAACCUUAUAGCUGCUCUGAUUGUGGGAAGUGUUUUGUUUUGUCAGGACAUUUAAAAUCACACCAGAGAACCCACACAGGACAGAAACCUUAUAGCUGUCAUCUAUGUGGGAGGAGUUUUAGGCACUUAAGCAGCCUGAUAGUACACCAGAGAAUACACACAGGAGAGAAACCUUACCAAUGCUCUGACUGCGGAAAGAGUUUUGUUUCGUCAGGACUUUUAAAAUCACACCAGAGAACACACACAGGAGAGAAACCUCAUAGCUGUGAUCAAUGUGACAAGAGAUACUCUGAUAAAAGAUCUCUGAUUAAACAUCAGAAAAUACAUACAUGAAGGAGUUGUUCAAUGUGAGAAGAGUUUUACUGAAUCUAGAGAGUUGACUUUGCACCAGAGAAUACGUCAUAUCAAUGAAAAAAAUGUCACAAUGCAAUAGGAGUAGGGUAAUGAUGUCAUAAUGAAGAAACCCUAAAUGUUUGUUUGAUUUCAGCUGUGGAUUGAAAUGAAAGAUGAACUAUUUAUGUGAUUAGCCAAAAAGUGUUUGCGUUAUGAAAAGAAAACUACAUUGUAGUUAAAAAUAUUUAGUUUUUUUUUUCAAUUAUGAUAAAUAACUGAGUUUUUAUUGGUACAAUUAUAUUGUUUACUAACAAUGUAGUAAAACUAGUUUAUAUUUCUGGUUGGAUAUUACAUCCUAUUCUUACUAUUUUAAUCAAUGUCUUUUCCUUAGAAUGUUCAUUAGUCUUUCAGUUUUUAUUCUCAUUUUUUUUCUGUUUGUUGUGUUGGAAAUAUUUAUCUUUAUCUUUUAUUGUCAUUGUUUUUAUUCAUUGUUUUUUUCCUGUGAAUCCAUUGUGUUGCAUUGUGUCUGAAAUGUGCUGUAUAAAUAAAGCUUGAUUUGAUUUGAA
Oncorhynchus kisutch (coho salmon) is the source of this 1931-nucleotide messenger RNA. Its product is annotated as zinc finger protein 391-like. Gene Ontology annotation, molecular function: DNA-binding transcription factor activity, RNA polymerase II-specific; RNA polymerase II cis-regulatory region sequence-specific DNA binding. Gene Ontology annotation, biological process: regulation of transcription by RNA polymerase II. The transcript is spliced from 2 exons. Bases 243 to 968 code for a protein of 241 amino acids. Lineage: Eukaryota; Metazoa; Chordata; Actinopteri; Salmoniformes; Salmonidae. The record is from RefSeq and is a predicted model, not a curated record.